Aphanomyces astaci is the source of this 582-nucleotide messenger RNA. RefSeq lists its product as hypothetical. The transcript is spliced from 2 exons. The coding region runs from base 1 to 582 and encodes 193 amino acids. The record is from RefSeq and is a predicted model, not a curated record. NCBI's taxonomy places the organism in Eukaryota, Oomycota, Saprolegniomycetes, Saprolegniales, Verrucalvaceae.
AUGCGAACUAAACCACGUUUAGGAACGUAUACGCAGCGCUCACUGCAUGGGUUGUGCGCUACGUUUAAGUUGCUGGGCUCUAUCGCAGAGGAGUAUUCAACGGUCAAGAUUACCACCUUCACGUCAGAAGUGUCUCCAAGCGAAAAGUUGGUCCGGCGAUCCAGGCGCCUUAUCACAUACAACCUCCUCAAAGUUGUCUCUCCCAAUCCAGAUCUUGAACAUGUUCCGGGGACUGUCCGUAUCGUCGGCAUCGUUCCAAGGCAUGCCCUCUCCCAAGCGCGUGAGAGUGAUGCGGUUGGUACCACUGCCGCCAUGGAAGCAGGCCGCCCCACGGAGACAUCACCUGAGCAUUUGGAGGUGGCCAACGCUUACUACUUCUACGAGAACACCAACAACAUACGUCACGAAUCCAUUUGCGCAGGCAACGCCCAGCCCUCGUAUGGUUGGCAAUCUUCGCGCUGCAAGUACAAGGACGAGAUGUCAAUGGCGCACCAUUGCCUCCAACAGCAUUUGUCCGUAACCAAGCCCAUCGAACCGAGGCAGCGUCGCGUUUCAGAGGUCAACGCCGACGUCGUGCAGUAG